Exophiala dermatitidis NIH/UT8656 is the source of this 3435-nucleotide messenger RNA. RefSeq lists its product as uncharacterized. NCBI's taxonomy places the organism in Eukaryota, Fungi, Ascomycota, Eurotiomycetes, Chaetothyriales, Herpotrichiellaceae. The transcript has a single exon. Bases 267 to 2348 code for a protein of 693 amino acids. The record is from RefSeq and is a predicted model, not a curated record. Gene Ontology annotation, biological process: positive regulation of transcription by RNA polymerase II; DNA-templated transcription. Gene Ontology annotation, molecular function: zinc ion binding; DNA-binding transcription factor activity, RNA polymerase II-specific; sequence-specific DNA binding.
UCAAAUCAUCGCUGGCUCAUUUCGCCGCCGACUCUCUGCCAUUUCAUUCUCCGAAAGCAUGUUCCAUGCUGUCCAUCUCUGGGUUUAUACACGAGGUUUCAAUAUUCUACACUCCCGACAGUACAAUGUCUAUCUAGCAUACACAUCAGCACGGUCGAGAGCCAUCUGUACGACCCACAUAGUUCAUCAUUGGCUUGGGCGUCCAACCAAACGCCGAGGCAUUCCACACCCACAACUUUGAUGGCGUGAAGCGCUGAAUCACAAUCAUGACCGAAUGUCGUCGCUCUGUUUUGUCCUGCGCGCGAUGUCGUCGGCGGAAGAUCAAAUGUGACCGCGCAAUCCCUUGUGGCCAGUGUAUUGCCGCCAGAUCAGAAUGCACCGGGUUUAGUUCCAAAGACCAGGACCCUAACAUUCCCCGGAGCAUCGUGCAGCAUCUUGAGACCGAAAUCGCCAAAGUCGAGGGAGAACUCGCCCGCAAUGGCCAUCUUGAAGAACUCAACGCCUCCGACAUCCUGGCAGGUAUGCCAACGAAUGAUGGCAUUCCAACGCCGAAUCCAGCGCUGCCGAUCGUGGAUAUCCCCAAAAUGGACGAACCUCAUCAAGUCCCUCUAGCCGUCGACACCAGUGCCCAGGUGGCAAGGGACACAAUUCGGGACGAGGUGAUGAGCUGUGGUGAAAUCCAAGCCAUGAUCUUCGCCAUCCUACCCACCGGCCCAGGCAUCACCGACUUGAUAGCACGAGUAAGGAUGAGCCUCACGCCGUCGACGGCUAUAGCAACCGGCAGCCCACGGGAGGCGCGCAGGAGAUCCUUUUCGCGGAACGCCAACGAGGUCAGCUGUGCCAUGUUGAAAAGCAUCCCCAGUCCAAUUCUGCGGAGUUUGGUCAAAAAGUACAUGACCAGAGUGUAUCCUAUUUUCCCCAUCCUCCACGCGCCAACUCUGUGGCAGCAGCUCGAGCGAGUGGUAAGAACGGUACAAGAACUUCCCGAAAGACAACGGACCGUACCGCCAUCCUUCGACUUCUUGAUCAUCUACCUCAUGCUUUCUAUAUCUGCAACUCUGGGCAGCGCGAAGACAGGCCACGAAGCAAAACAUAUGGUUUUCUCAGGUUCACUUUUCGAGGAAGGCAUUCAACACUUAUCUGACAAGGCCAAGAUCCCAUCAGAUCUGGCAGGCAUCCAAGUGACGCUUAUGGUUCUUCAAUACGCGUCAAUCAACCCUCGACUGGCAAACGUGUGGAUGCUGACGGGCGCCGCCAUGCGCGCUUGUCUCGAAUUAGGACUACAUCGAGAACCUCCCGAGGCUUUGAAAUUUGACCAUCUCACACUAGAUCUGCGCAGGCGCAUCUUUUGGUCGGCGUACAACUUCGACCGGGCCAUCUGCUCAGCGCUGCAACGCCCACUCUCGAUACCAGACCAGACCAUCGACGCACAUUUCCCCUCGGUGCUGGACGACCGGCACAUCCACCCACACGGCAUUGACCCAACCGGACACGAGACCAAACUGCACAUGAUGCGGUGGAUUCAUUUCCGACGAUUGCAAUCGGCCAUGACCGAGGUGCACUUCCAGGGCAAGCCUCUGGAGCCCGGACAGACUUGGGACGACUGGCUCGUGACCAUGGAAAGACGGUUACAGGCAUGGUACGACGAUUACAAUGACGGCCACGAGUUGACGGAAUUCACGUUAGCCCACGGGCUCACGAACCUGCACCGCCCAUCUCCGCGCGUGCCCAUGCCUGGACCUAGGAGUCUGAUGGUGGCAUUUGAAGCGGCGUGUUCCAGCGCGAAGUCACUGCGCGACCAUAUCCUGACCGGCUUCUAUCGGCGCUCGUGGCUGAUUGCCCACCACGUCCUGGAAAACAGCAUGGUGGUUCUCUUCUGUCUCCGCCACGGCUUCGACACCAUCUCGGCCCGCUUCACCGCGCAGCAGAUUUUCGAAAUGACCAAAGUUUUUACGGCUAAUUUCCUGGCCCUUGCCGCCCAGGGAUGGAACGAAGUCUCCAACUACGCGGGUGUCUAUGAGCGAUUGUUGGGUCCCCUCUUGGAGGCUGUCUUCUCCAACCGUCCGCCUUCGUUGUCGUCGUUCGGCCCCGCCCAAGACGCCGAACUCACGCGUCUCCUGUAUCCCGGCCCAGCUCAGCUGGAUAAACUGCGUUUCGGCGGUCGCUCGGGCUUUGAAGGCGAUGGACUGCCUACCUUCGACGUCGGUACCCUGAACUGGGAUGACUUUAGUGUUAGCGAUGCCCGUUCCGCCUCGGCUGAGGGAGGCUUCGUUGCCGGCUGGGACCUGUUGGACCCCAACGCAGUGGCUGCUGCGUCGGCUCAGGACCUGGUCUUUGGAAUGGCUUGAAACGGCACCUGUUUUUGCGGUAACAAGAAAAUGGAGCGGGCUUUUGGGCUGCCUAUGCAGCGAGUGGUAUGGUUCCUAGAAAAAGAGAACUCGAACUCGAACCGGUCUCGACACCCGGUCACAGUUCUGGAACCGUAUCGGUUAUAGAGUACGUCCUUUCAAUGUGCGGGUGACGGCAGACAAAUUCGGCCACAGCUCAUUGCAAGAGCGACCCUGUUUGAGUCGAGUUGCUUUCGACGCAUGUCAUACAUUGAUGGCGAGCUCAUCCUGCCCGCUCGCUCGCCCGAUACUGUCAACUACAAUAGCGAUCCGCGACUGGAGACGCUUGAACUCCGGACUGGAGGAAACCAACUGAAAAGCCCAGGCGACGCCAGACGAGGCUUGGUGAGACAAGGCUCCAUGAGACGAGGCCUAUUGAUGGACGAAAACAAGGACAAGGACGAGAUAUAUGAUAUAUGCCCGCGGGGGAAAUGCGUAACUUUGGCCCCGAUCGACGAUUUCUAUGCGCUCCAAGCAAAACCGCCCACCUAGCGGUACCUCAGGUAGGAGGUCCUGAUGGGAGUGUACGGCCGCGAAUGAAUACCGGUAAGAGUAUGACGAAGGUCUGUGGAGUGUUGGUAACUAGGUCAGUAAGCAACCCGCCUUAGGAUGCCCUGCAGCUCGCACACUGUCUUGUAUCUGUUGAUUUGAGUGACUACCUGACAAUUGGAUCGAAAGGCGAUGGUCUGCAGGGAGCCUUGUUGUUGUUUGUACAUACAGUAUAUAUGUGGCCAUCAAUGGAUACUAUCUAUACAAUUUACAAGUAGAAGAUGAAGAUGGAUUCGAACGAGGAGGGGGCGAAAAGUCAACAGGGUAAUACAGGUACCCAUUUAGCUAGGUAUGCAUGUAUGUAUUAACUAGACCUACACUGGCAGUACGCCUAUACAUACAUAUAGUCACACGUACAGUACGUCUGUCAUUCGAAACUGCGCCAUCUGGGGAAGACAGCCUCGAUUCGCCUGACUAGCGAAUCCGGGACCCGGACAUUUCUGGACGAAGAAUCCGCGUUGCGGUGCGACGGAGACGACAUGGACUGGCACGCUCGGGC